Musca vetustissima is the source of this 257-nucleotide messenger RNA. RefSeq lists its product as uncharacterized. Bases 1 to 246 code for a protein of 81 amino acids. The transcript has 2 exons. The record is from RefSeq and is a predicted model, not a curated record. Lineage: Eukaryota; Metazoa; Arthropoda; Insecta; Diptera; Muscidae.
AUGUUGAUAAUGAAGUGGAUAGAAAUUUUAAUCCGUCUGCUGAUGAUAAUGGGUGUCAUUUGUAUCCUACUGCCCGCUGCCAUUCAAUGUGGACCAGUGCCAAAAAUCAACGAGCACGAAAUGUUAAUGCCGAAAGUACCACAAUGGCAUUGUCUGCGCUAUUUUAAACAUGACGUCUUAAUGAUGCGACGUUGUCGUCAUUUAAGAGUACCCACAGCACCACGUUUGGGUGAUGUGAAAAAGUGAGAAAUUCAAUA